GAUUAGACCUGGAGCGAUAAACACGCGAGUUUUUCGGUGCUCUCGGGAUUGGAUUAGGUUAAGUGCUGGACGAGUUGUACGGAUCCUUUGAGGAUAUAGCUAGUGAUUCGUCGUAGUGGAUACACCCUGUGCAAUAUUGGAUACUUGUACAAAGUAGAUUAAUAUUAAGCUGUGACACGUGCCUCGAGAGCAAUACUGUGCUUCAACGAGUCGGAAAAAGUGAAAGAUUUUUCCUCGGAAGUGAGUGAUUGGUCAUAAUUCCACCCAAGAAGAAGCUGUUCAUUUUCCACACCAUUGCAACACGGCCAAAGCCAGUCCAGUCCAAGGCGGUGUACUGCACAGUUCAGUGUGUCGUGACGAGUCAAAAGAGUGUUUCUCGGCUGCAGUCUUCUCCGGAGUGAUCUAGAUUCUAUGGAAACGGACGACGUCGGUGGGACCUUCGGUGUCGAUAUUAUUGGCAACUAGUGUUACAUCAGCUUCUCGCUACAAAGAAGCACGUUUCGAAUCAGCGUGAACUCGCAAACGAACCAAUCGUCGGAAGGAGCAGAUCCAGAGGAGCAGAAGGAGCAGCAGCAGAUUAUGAGAGGCAUAUGACUAUCAACGACGAUUGAUUAAUUUCGCAUCGACUCCAGCGCCACCCAUAUGCCAUCAAAAUGAAGCACUUUCUAUACAUAAUUCUCAUCUCGAUACUGCUCAGCAAGCACUACGGUUUAGCGCACGUAAUCAGGAAACGCCAGCUCUUUCGCGAGCAGGUCCUGCCACACGCCGGCGGUAAAAUCCCGGACUCGGCGUUCCACACCGACCGGCUAGCGUUGAACCGACUCCAGAAGGACGGCAUUGCCGUCCCGGACGGAGUGCUGCUGGAGCAGCGUCAUCACCAAGUCUACCCACAUCCGCAGCGAGGCACGCGGCCAACCUUCCUGGUGGCCCAGACGCCGGACGGCCGGUACACCUCCCUGGAGGGUCAGUACCACCACAACACCGUUAGCACCGUGGACAGCACGUACGCCGUGCCGAUGCCCUGGGAGAAGGAUCUGUACCACCUGAAGCACCACAGUCAACCGGUGAAAUUCGGUUACCACUUGGCGGCGCCGGCGCCCGCGCAGGUGCCAGUGUUGCCAGUUUACAAGGACCUCCGGAUACCAAACUACUCGGUGUUCAAUUUUGACUAUGGCCAAAAGGGCCACAAGCUACAUCAUCCGGCACCCUUUGUGAAGAAGCCCCUCAGUAUCCAUCCGACGAAGGCCAUCGUGGCACACGAUUUUCACCAACCAGCCAAACCAAGUCUGUCCGUUUUGCCGCAGAACUUUGUCAGUUACCACGCAGCGUUAGGUAACCUGAUUGGUUACCAACCAGCUUACGCGUACGGUAACGACUGGACCAAAAGCUGGAACCAACCCGGCCUCUUCCAUUCCGACCACUUGUCCCAACCACUCAGCAACGGCUUCGAGGACUUUUUCGGCGAUCCCGGUGGCAAACAUCGCUACUACCGGAACGUGAACCGGCAGGAAGUUGGCACACCGGCGGAGAAGAGCCCAGCCCGGGGCCGCAGCAAACAGCAGUCAUCGCCAUCAUCGCGGACAACGUUCAGUGUCGCGAGCUCGAAGAUGUUGAAGUUCGCGUUUGUGGCCGCGGCCGGUUUGCUCAGCGUUGCCGUGCUGAUCCAGGGCGUCAAGGUCGACUACUACGGGUCACUGUACCAGCGGGACGAGCUGCACGCGCCCUACAAGAGUGCCAAGGAGCCCAAGCAGGACUUUAGCAAGAUCCCGGGCGUGCCCGGCGUGGACUACCCGGUGUACCACGAGGUGCCCCACACGAGCUUCAGCUGUUCGCACGUGCCGGCCAUCCCCGGAAUGUACGCCAACGUUGAGACCGGCUGCCAGGCGUACCACACGUGCCACGAUGGCCGCGAGGGAGACCAGGGAGCGUCCUUCCUGUGCACCAACGGAACCAUCUUCAACCAGAAGGAGUUUGCGUGCGAUUGGUGGUACAACGUCAAGUGCGAGGAGUCGCCCAGCCUGUACCGUCUGAACGCUGACCCCGAGCAUAAUCCCUUCGUGCCGAAGCAAAAGCCAGAGGACGAGCUGCUGCACCACAAGAAGUUUUUGAUCCACGUCUAA
This is a messenger RNA of Culex quinquefasciatus (southern house mosquito), 2120 nucleotides long. RefSeq lists its product as uncharacterized. The record is from RefSeq and is a predicted model, not a curated record. Gene Ontology annotation, molecular function: chitin binding. Gene Ontology annotation, cellular component: extracellular region. NCBI's taxonomy places the organism in Eukaryota, Metazoa, Arthropoda, Insecta, Diptera, Culicidae. Bases 654 to 2120 code for a protein of 488 amino acids. The transcript has 7 exons.